AUUGUCAAACGAUACUUCUUUGGAAGUGUUCUUAUGGAUGAGGAAGGGCACAUCUGUAAUAGUGCACUCUGCCAAUCCAAAACUCUGGGUACAAGAACAGAACCAGUUUCAGGAAGCAUGGUUUCAGAUGCUGAUGAACAAAAGAACAUGGUUAAUGGCUUGUUUGAAGGCUGUCAGCAUGAAGCAACCUCUCUAAGGCCAGGUUUGGUCUCCCAGGCACAAGUUCAAAAGCAUGUUUUCUCUGCACAGCAGCAGCUGCACAAUAAAAUGCAGCUUAUCGCACUUGAUUGGGAUGUUUUUAUUCGCUGGCGUUGUAUAGGUGCAACCGAAGGGUUGACCUCUGAUACUUCAGUAGCUACGUACUUGAUAAACCAAGUUGAGGAAUACAAGUCUGCUCUGCAAGCCCGUGGUUGCUGUCUCGGGUGCAAAGGAGUUUUGCCGCAACACUGCUUCAAAUGCAGUCGUUUGCUGGACACCAUUAACACUACCUCAUUGCUUCAUUCAGGACAGUUCUUAACAAAGGUAAAUACCAAUUCUGUACAUAAAGAACUUGCUGUAGAAGUGAACAGCAUAAUAUAUAGCAAAGAGCAUUUAUCUGCUGGUUCUCUAAAUGGUUACAGAAAAGUCAGUAGGAUAGACAAGGCACGUCUAUCAAGCUCUUCUAAAAACUUGUCAGCAAAGACCAAGCCACAAACAGUCUUGAUAUACCCUGAUCAGACUAGAUCAAAAAAUGUGAAAGAUGCAGAUAGAUUUGAGGUAUUUGAUUAUCAGCAAAUCAAAAAUAGUCUUAAAGACAAAUCAGAAAGAAUUCAGGAAUGCAGUCCCAAUCAAACUGUAAAGAAAAAUCCAAACCGAAGUAAGAAAAGGAAAUUCACAAGAAAGAAAGAAGGACCUGUGCGUGAGAAGAGACUGCUUGUGACUGCAGAUGAAAAAACUUUUAACAAAGACCUGAGUGAUAAUUGUUCAAGAAAGAAAUCUAUGGUGUCAGGUGUCAUCAAAGAGAGACAAAGGAAAACUUGGAUUUGCAAAGAAUGCAACACAGCCUUCUCUAACUCUACAAAUUUAAAGGACCAUACAAGAACACAUACUGGAGAAAAACCAUUCAAGUGCGAACACUGCUCAGCAACAUUCAGAUGCGCUGGUAACCUGAAAUCACACAUUCGUAAACACACUGGAGAACGACCCUUCAAAUGUGAAAUCUGUGGAAAGGCCUUUGCACGCAACACAACACUGACAACUCAUAUGCGCAUUCACACUAAUGACCGCCCAUAUAAGUGUGAUGUUUGUGAUGCAGCAUUUAGGCAGCAGGGUUUGCUUGUCAUUCAUAAACGAAAACACUCUGGUGACAAACCAUUUAGGUGUAAACUGUGUGCCGCAGCCUUCUUCUCCAGUGGUUCCCUCUCGGCCCACAUGACUUCACAUACAGGAUUCAAGCCUUUUCUUUGUGAUGAAUGUGGGUCAGCUUUCACACAGAAAGGAAUCUUGAAGGCACACAUGCUAACCCACACAGGCGAAAGAUCCUUUUCGUGUGAACAGUGUGGCAAAGCAUUUCACCGUAAGAAUGGUCUGCAGGCUCAUCAGAGAAUUCACUCUGGCAUCAAAAACUUAAGGUGUGCAGUCUGUGGAGCAGCCUUUCACAGUCCCUCAAAUUUCAGGCGGCAUAUGAGAAAGCACUCUGGAUACAAACCUCACAAGUGUACCAAGUGUGGUAAACAUUUUGCCUCCACAUCAGAAUUGAAAGUUCACACUAGGAUUCACACAGGUGAUAAGCCAUAUGUUUGCAGGGACUGUGGUAAGGGCUUCAUCACUGCUGGCAACAUGAAUAAGCACUGGAACAACAGGCACAAACCCAAACCACCUCAUCCAUUCGCCUUUUGUCAGGCACAGGAAUCCUGAUCUAGCAGAAGAGUGAACAGUGAUAUCUUGUUUAUAGUGUGCUGUCUGGUCUAAUUUAUCCAGUUUCUCACAGAUGGGCAGGGACAUCAGAACUUGCUCUCUUAUUACGGGUUUGUUUUCAUUUUUUACUCCUCUCUCCACCUCCUAGUGUUUCUUAUUCCUAAAGUGGUGAGGAGAUGUUUCACAUUUUAAGUUGAUGAAGAAUAACCAGGACUCUUUACUCAGCCACAGAGCAGACAUUUUCGAGUAUGUGUUCAACUAAAAAUAUGAAGAGUGAAUGUUUGAAGAAACUUUCUUAUCUUCGUUAGAGAGGAAAAUUACAUACCUUAAGCACACGGAUCUAUUCAGAUUUUUAUGUGAAUAACUGAAGUAUCAUUAACUGCAAUUUUUCUUGGAGUAAUAUUUAAUCAGGGGCUACUUCCUUUCCACUCCUUACCUGUAAUAGUGUAGUGAUGAGUUUUUCUAAAAGUGUUGAGGCUGUGCUGCAGCACUGUCCUUUUAUUGACUAUUACCUACAUAUAUAGUGGUACUAACAUCAGUAAAUGCUAAUUUAUUGACAGUGUCCUUCUAAUUCUCUAACAGCACUGCCAGUUUUUUCAGUCCUGUUGAUUGAUUAAUAUCACUGCUUUUUGCACUACUGUGCAAAUUUUUCAAGUCAGUUGAUCAGUUGCUAAUAUAACCCAGCUAAUAUCCACUGAAAUUACUUGUUGAAUUAGUCUAAACAUUUUCAGUUCUAGUUUAUGGCAGACUGAAGAAACAAUUAUGCAUGAGUAACAUUAAUGAAGAAUGCAUUUAAGGGCAUGUUUGCAAUUGGUUUUCACAGCAAAACAGCAUGAUGUGGACAGUUAAGAUCAUGAUUGUUUUAUCAUUUGCAUAGACAGCAAUGUUAGAAUUGCUCCAGUUGUGUCCAUUUUAUUGAGGGUUGUGUUUUUUAAGUUAAAUAAAUUUGACUUUUUUUUAAACCGUAAUAUUCAAGAAACUGAAUAAUAUAUAGCUUUAAUUAAGGCAAAACAUAAUACUCUAGUACAGCAUGAGAUGUAUAACGCUCAGCAAGCUGGUACAUGGUAUACAUGUGCAGUGGUAUGUUGAUGAUUUACAAAGCAUACUCGUGAAUAUACAUGCAUGUGUUUACGUGUGGGUAUGUACUUCUGUGUAUACAGACUACAUAAGAUUUAAGCAUCACCACUUCCAUAUUAGCUGAUCUGACCGGACUUUUAUUUUGUGCUUUAAGGGACCGUAAAGUACAAAAUGUUUGGAUUUUUUUUUAAAUUUUGGGUAAAGCUCAGGAUACUGUUUCCCCAAUAUCCCCCACCCCCUUCUAGAUACAUUCCAAUAAACAUCACCAUAUGCAGAAUGAGGUUAACAAUACAGGAUUGUUCAUGUAUAUGUUUGUUUGGAAGGCCUCAUCUGGGAUCAUUUGUUAAUGAGGAGCAUCUGUGUACAAACAUGACGUUAUGAUUUUGACUUCUAAGUGAUAUGAUCAUGGGGGUGUUUGUAGGUGGUGUGUAUGCAUACAUUCCUAUAUGUUUGUACUAAAAAGUGAUUUCCAUACUUUUGUUUUAUGAAUGCCAUUUGGCGGCCAGUUUGUUACUGUUGGGUUGUGAUUAUUAUAUAGUCUGACAUUGUUUUCAGCAUGGUUUCUAUAGAAUAAUGGAUUAUAUUCAAGCUCAAAGAGGAAAACUAUGAUAUACAUUUUAUAAUAAACGUGCAAGUUUUUGCUGUGAUGGUCUUCUGUUGAACACUGUUUGAUUACUAUGUACUGAACAGUUUCUGUUGCACUCAUACAUUAAACUCAUCAAUCUGUUUA
This is a messenger RNA of Pomacea canaliculata, 3703 nucleotides long. Its product is annotated as zinc finger protein 260-like. Bases 34 to 1896 code for a protein of 620 amino acids. Lineage: Eukaryota; Metazoa; Mollusca; Gastropoda; Architaenioglossa; Ampullariidae. The record is from RefSeq and is a predicted model, not a curated record. The transcript has 3 exons.